This is a messenger RNA of Cryptotermes secundus, 9164 nucleotides long. Its product is annotated as dynein heavy chain 7, axonemal. Gene Ontology annotation, molecular function: ATP binding; dynein light intermediate chain binding; minus-end-directed microtubule motor activity. Gene Ontology annotation, cellular component: dynein complex. NCBI's taxonomy places the organism in Eukaryota, Metazoa, Arthropoda, Insecta, Blattodea, Kalotermitidae. Bases 83 to 8995 code for a protein of 2970 amino acids. Gene Ontology annotation, biological process: microtubule-based movement. The record is from RefSeq and is a predicted model, not a curated record. The transcript has 49 exons.
CUAGGGUAAUAGAAAGAAGUUGGUGCCUAGUGCAGAUAAUCCCAAGAAGAUAAAACAGUUUUAUGAUUGUCUGGCAACCAUUAUGACAUACCAGCUGCAGUCAUUGUGUCUCAACUCCAUCGCAGAUUUCACAAACUUCAUCUGUGAUGUGGGGUUUGCAAACUCAGGGUUUGUUGUGAGUAUAGCCCAGAGAAGCAAGAUCCUCGUUUUUGAGCCAACAUUCAACAGCUACCACAAUACGCUGUUGAACAUGUACAACAUGAUGAUUGCAGCUGUGAGGAACCUACCCUGCCUUGAAACCAAACUCUAUCUGGAUUGGGGAGGACCACAGAUGGUUCUUAAGCCCAUCAUUCCAGAUGACAUUGUAGAACAUGACAAAGAGAGGGUCAGCAACACUCUUGAAGAUCAGAGAAUUGGGCCAGAGUUGAGAGUUCAAGAUUUUGAUGAUUAUAUGAACCUUAUUAAUGAUGAGGCCCAGGAGGAACUGGACAAGUUCUUCUCUGCAGAGCACCCAUUUGAAGACUUUGUUCCACUGAUUCUGAAGUAUCAUGAGCUAGCUCAGGAGAUACCAUGUAGAGCUGAACAUGUUGUGAGAAUGGGGAUGUACGAGAUGCGGCGUGGUGAUCUGAUCCAGACUAUGGUCAGACAGGCACAGGAUCUGAGAGAUCAGCUGCUGGCUCGAAUGACACAUGAUUAUCAAGCCUUGUGCAAACAACUUGGAGAAGAGUAUGAGGACAUAGCGAACAAAGCACUAACUCCUCCUACCAAUACAGCAGAACUCAUGGAUUUCAUAGUAUAUGUACAAAAAGUGGAGAAUGAAACUGUAUUCUUGAUGGAGGGUCGAUUGCGAGAGAUUUGCAAAUACAUGCUGUUUCUUGCUGAUUACACCACUUUUACUCCAGUUGAAGUGAAACAGAACUGUACCACUUUCCAGUGGUACCUUCGCAUGCCAUCUAUUUUUGAUGAACAUCGCUUAAUAGUUGAACAGAAAACAACUGAAUACCAGGAGUUUCUAAGAGUCCGAAUUAAGAAGUUUAUUGAGGAUUUGGAGUCUUAUGAAAAGCAACUGGAUGAAUUUAAGACGUAUGGCAACUUAGAAGACUUACCCAAAUAUCUGAAAAAGGUACAGCACUUGGAUGCACGCAUCCAGAAUGCAUUGGACAAAAUAAAUCACUUCAAUGAGGAAGAAGUUGCUUAUUGUUGGGAACAAUCACAAUAUCCUCUGCGGAAGAAACUGGCAGAUAAGCUGAGCCCAUACAAGAAGUUGUAUGAAAAUGCGACUGAAUUUAUUUCAAAACAUGAGGUCUGGAUGAACAGCCAGGUGGGGUCACAUGAUCCGGAUGAAAUUGACAUUGAUGUAGGUGUGUUUUGCCAAACCAUUUAUAAGCUGGAGAAGGUGUUUGCUGAACAACCUGCAGUGAAGGAUUUAACUUCCACUGUCCGGGAAAAUAUAGAAGAGUUCCGUGAACAUUUGCCUAUCAUUCAAACACUGGGAAAUCCAGGAAUGAAAGAGCGACACUGGGAAAAGGUUUCUGAACUUGUUGGCUUCCCAAUAAAACCUGGUCCAGAUUUAACUCUUGCAAAAGUAAUUGACUUUGGACUGGAAGAAUUCCUGCCACGUUUUGAAGCAAUUAGUGAAGCUGCAACUAAGGAGAAUAACCUUGAGAAAGCUUUGAUUGAGAUGCAGAAGGAGUGGGGUGAGAUGCAGUUUAAUGUUAGUGCCUACAGGGAAAGUGGUACGCACAUCUUGUGUGCAGUGGAUGACAUACAGCUCUUGCUGGAUGAUCACAUUGUCAAGACACAGACCAUGAAGAGCUCUCCAUACAUAAAACCAUUUGAACAGGACAUUAUGAUAUGGGAAGGCAAACUAACAUUACUGCAGGAAAUUCUGGAUGAGUGGCUCAAAGUGCAGUCAACUUGGCUUUACCUUGAACCAAUAUUCUCAUCACCUGAUAUCCAAGCUCAGAUGCCUGAAGAAGGACGCAGAUUCAGUGCUGUUGAUAAGAUUUGGCGGGACAUCAUGAAGUCAGUGGUGGGUGAUCCUAAGGUGUUAUCUGUCGUAGAGAUAGAUAAGAUGUUGGAACGUCUGAAGAAGUGCAGUGGCCUGCUGGAGGUGAUACAGAGAGGUCUCAAUGACUACUUGGAAAAGAAGCGACUUUACUUCCCACGGUUCUUCUUUCUAUCCAAUGACGAGCUGUUAGAAAUUUUGUCUGAGACUAAAGAUCCCACUCGUGUGCAGCCACAUUUCAAAAAGUGUUUCGAGGGGAUUGCAAACUUGCACUUUACAGAUGAUUUAGAUGUGACUGCCAUGAAGUCGAUUGAGGGGGAGGAAGUAGUGUUGGUGGAUGUUAUCUCAACAUCACUUGCUAAGGGUCAGGUUGAGAAGUGGCUGCUGGAGCUAGAAGGGGAUAUGAAGAAGAGUGUACACAUGCAGGUGAAGAAUGCAUGGGAGGCAUACCCAGUCAAAGAAAGAGACCACUGGGUGCUGCAGUGGCCAGGACAGACUGUGCUGUGCAUGGCCAUAACAUACUGGACCUCUGAAGUUCAUGAAGCCAUCAGCCUUGGGGCUGGUGGCCUCAGUGCAUGCCUGGGAGUAUGCAAUGAUCGGAUCAGCAAAAUUGUGGACUUGAUCUGUGGGAAGCUGAACACUCAGAACAGGAUCACACUUGGUGCACUGGUUGUAUUGGAUGUACAUUCUCGAGAUGUGGUACAAACACUCAUAGAGAAGGCAGUGCAUAAGGAUACUGAUUUUCAGUGGCUGUGCCAGCUACGCUAUUACUGGAGGGACAAUAUGCUGUCAAUUUGCAUGAUCAACUCCUGUUUGAUAUAUGGGUAUGAGUACCUUGGAAACUCACCACGUCUUGUCGUCACGCCACUCACUGACCGAUGCUAUAGGACACUGUUUGGGGCACUACACCUUCAUUUGGGGGGUGCCCCAGAGGGCCCAGCUGGUACAGGGAAGACAGAAACAAUAAAGGACCUGGCAAAGGCUGUUGCCAAACAAUGUGUGGUGUUUAACUGCUCAGAUAGCCUUGACUACAUUUCCCUUGGAAAGUUCUUCAAAGGACUGGCCUCGUGUGGUGCCUGGUCAUGUUUUGAUGAGUUCAACCGUAUUGAUCUUGAGGUGUUGUCUGUUGUGGCACAGCAGAUAUUGACCAUUCAGAGGGCCAUCAGCUUGGGGGUCCAGAAAUUCAUAUUUGAUGGAACAGAAAUAAAGAUGGAUCCCACAUGUGCCAUGUUCAUUACAAUGAAUCCAGGAUAUGCUGGUCGCUAUGAGUUGCCAGAUAAUCUCAAGGUAUUGUUUCGAUCAGUUGCAAUGAUGGUGCCAGACUAUACCCUCAUUUCAGAAAUUGUACUGUAUUCCUAUGGUUUUAUGAGUGCGCGGUCCUUGGCUGUCAAGAUUGUGGCCACAUGCAGACUUUGCUCAGAGCAGCUUUCUUCACAGAACCACUAUGAUUAUGGAAUGCGUGCCAUCAAGUCAGUACUAAUUGCUGCUGGAAACCUAAAAUUUAAGUAUCCAGAUGAGUCUGAGGACAUUCUGGUUCUGCGGUCCAUCAAGGAUGUCAACAUGUCAAUGUUACUCAACCAUGACCUUCCAUUAUUCCAGGGCAUCACAUCAGAUAUAUUUCCUGGAAUCAUACUCCCAGAGCCAGACUACACUAUCUUGAAUGCAGCAGUAAUGAGUGCCUGCAAGGCUGCAAACGUAGAGUGCAUACCGCCUUUCCUAGAGAAAGUGCAGCAGAUCUAUGAGAUGAUGACUGUGAGGCAUGGCUUCAUGAUAGUUGGACUUCCAUUUGGAGGCAAGACAACUGCAUACCGCAUGCUGGCUGAUGGCUUAGCUGAAAUAGAAAACAAGGGUUUAAAGGAUGAACACAAAAUUGAGAUCACAGUGAUUAACCCAAAGUCCAUUACAAUGGGACAGCUGUAUGGGCAGUUUGAUCCUGUCUCACAUGAGUGGUCUAAUGGCGUCCUUGCUGUCAGCUAUCGUGCAUUUGCAGUGUCAACCAGUCUAAACAGGAAGUGGCUGGUGUUUGAUGGGCCAGUGGACGCAAUUUGGAUUGAGAACAUGAACACAGUGCUGGAUGACAACAGGAAACUGUGCUUAAUGUCAGGAGAGACCAUCCAGCUAUCUCCUACAACUAGCCUUUUGUUUGAAGUCAUGGACCUUGAUGUGGCAUCCCCUGCUACAGUGUCUCGCUGUGGCAUGAUUUACAUGGAGCCAGCAACUCUAGGAUGGGAGCCACUGUUGGAAUCAUGGAUCAAUACACUGCCACCUACCCUGCAUGAUCAGAAUAAAAUAAACCUGCGUCACAUGUUUCUCCGGUUCAGCUACCCUCUCCUUCAUCUUAUCCGGAAAGGAGGUGUCAAAGAACUCACCCCAUCUUCUGACUCAAAUUUAAUGCGUUCAGUGAUGAAUUUGUUUGAUACAUUCAUGGAUGACUUUUAUGAUGAGAAGUACAUGCAAGGAAUCUCAGACUUGGAUGAAAGAGCUCAGCUAGAAGGCGUAUUUUUCUUCUCAUGCAUAUGGUCAUUGGGGGGCACACUGAACACCGAAGGUCGUUUAAGAUUCAACAUUCUGUUCCGAGGGUUACUGGAGAAGGAGUUUCCUGCAGCUCUGAAGGAAGAGUUUGGGCUGCCAAUGAAUGUGAAACCACCCUUGAAACCAUACAUAUUCCUUAUUCCAGCUCAAGGACUUGUGUAUGACUACCGCUUCAUUAAAGAGGGCAAAGGAAAAUGGAAACUUUGGGCAGAUGACCUCAAUUCCAUGCCUCCCAUUCCCCGUGAUAUUCCUGCAAACCAGAUCAUAGUGCAGACUGUGGAGACAAUUCGCAACAUUGCUGUUAUAAUGUUGCUUGUUACACACAAAAAGCCCAUCAUGUUUGUGGGGCCCACUGGCACAGGAAAGACCAGUUAUAUCAGGGACACUCUGUUGCACAAAGUAAAUAAGGAUGUGUAUGAGUCACUGAUUAUGAACUUCUCUGCACACACUUCAGCUAAUCAGACACAGGAAAUCAUCAUGAAUAAACUUGACAGGCGAAGAAAAGGAGUGUAUGGACCGGCACUUGGUAAGCAGUGUGUGGUGUUUGUGGAUGAUGUGAACAUGCCCCAGAAGGAAAAGUUUGGCGCUCAACCUCCAAUUGAGCUUCUCCGUCAGUGGCUGGACCACAGGGCGUGGUAUGAUCACAAGGAUAUUUCCCCAGUAAAACUGAUUGACAUUCAGCUGAUGUGUGCCAUGUGUCCUAUGAGCCAGGGUGGGAACGAGAUAACCCCAAGAUUUAUCCGUCAUUUCAACAUUUUGUGCAUUGAUGAGUUUCAAGAUGAAAUCAUGAUUCACAUCUUCAGCAAGAUCAUGCUGUGGCAUCUUGAUACAAGAGGAUUCAGCAAAGAGUUUGAUCCAUGCAUUCAACAGCUGGUAAUGGCAAGUCUAGACAUUUAUAAGAAAUCACGAGUCUACUUGCUGCCAACACCUGCCAAGUCACAUUACCUUUUCAACCUGCGAGACUUCUCAAGGGUUAUUCAGGGUGUGUUAUUAUCUGUGCCUGAAGCUAUGGAGGACUUGAUCUCCAUGAAGAGGCUGUGGGUGCAUGAGGUUCUGCGAGUGUACUGUGACAGGCUUGUGGAUAGCAGUGACCGCAACUGGUUGUUUGACCAGCUCCAUAUGGUAGCAAAUGAGAGGCUGGAAGAGGAUAUGGAUGAGAUGUUCUUGCAGCUCAGAACAGAUGAUAAGAAAGUUUGUGAGGAAGAUAUGAGGAAACUGAUCUACUGCGAUUUUGCAAAUCCUAAAGCUGAUUCAAGGAACUAUAUUGAGGUUCUGGACUUAAACCAUUUGCGCUCUGUGUGUGAGGGCUACCUCAACGAGUUUAACAAUAUGUCCAAGAAGCCCAUGAACCUUGUGUUGUUCAGGUUUGCUAUUGAGCAUCUAUCCAGGAUAUGUCGGAUUCUGAAACAGCCUCGAAGUCAUGGGCUGCUGGUUGGGGUGGGAGGUUCAGGGCGACAGUCUCUCACUCGCCUUGCAGCACAUAUAUCUGAGUAUGAGCUUUUUCAGGUGGAGAUUUCCAAGAAAUACGGCACGAAUGAGUGGCAUGAGGAUAUGAAGAACAUCUUGCAACGUGCAAGUUCUACUGAGCAGCAUGUGGUAUUCCUUUUCACUGACUCACAGAUAAAAGAGGAAUCAUUUUUGGAAGACAUCAAUAACUUGCUGAAUUUGGGUGAAAUUCCCAAUAUUUUUUCAGCAGAUGAGAAGGAAGACAUAUGUGAAAAGAUGAGAGAGCUUGACAAGCAGCGAGAUAAAUCAGUUCAAACGGAUGGGAGUACUGUUGCCCUCUUCAAUCUGUUUGUUUCUGUAGUGAGGGAUCAACUGCACAUUGUACUGGCUAUGAGUCCAAUUGGGGAUGGUUUCCAGAACCAUAUCCGCAGGUUCCCUGCCAUUGUCAGCUGUUGUACCAUAGAUUGGUUCCAGGCUUGGCCUGAUGAUGCUCUGUUGGCCGUGUCCACUCACUUCUUCGCAGAUGUGGAGUUGACAGAGAAGGAGAGAGAUGCUUGCAUCACAAUGUGUCAGGAAUUCCACACGUCAACCCAGGAACUCUCAGUGGAAUUCUUCAAGAGAUUAGGACGGUAUAAUUAUGUGACACCCAUGUCAUAUCUUGAGCUCAUCAACACAUUCAAGGAUCUCCUCAGCAAGAAGAGACAGGAAGUGCUGAUGGGAAAGUCACGCUAUGAAGUAGGCAUAGAGAAGCUGGACAGUGCAGCUGGUGAAGUGUCGGUGAUGCAGGAAGAGCUGGUGGCACUGCAGCCCCAGUUGGUGGUGGCAGCCAAUCAAGUGCAGGAGAUGGUUGCUAAGGUGGAGAAGGAGUCUUUGGAUGUGGCAGAGGUGGAGAAAGUGGUGAUGGAAGAUGAUGUGGUUGCGAAUCAACAAGCAGCUAAUGUUCAAGAAAUAAAGGAUGACUGCGAUGCUAACCUUGCUCAGGUAGUGCCGAUCUUGGAUGCAGCUAUAGCCACCCUUGGUACUCUCACACCUAAUGAUAUAACUAUUGUUAAAACUAUGAAAAGUCCUCCAAAAGGAAUCAGGCUGGUCAUGGAAGCUGUCUGUAUCCUGAAGGAUGUGAAACCUGACCGAAUCCCAGAUCCUGGAGGGUCUGGCAAGAUGGUGGAAGAUUACUGGGCUCCUUCCAAGCGAGUUCUAGGUGAUAUGAAGUUCCUGGAGUCCCUAAUUUCCUUUGACAAGGACAACAUCCCUCCAGCAGUCAUGAAGAAGAUUACUGAGCGAAUCCUUCCUGAUGAGAACUUUGAUCCUGAGAAAAUUAAAUUUGCAUCUACAGCCGCAGAAGGUCUGUGCAAAUGGGUGAUUGCCAUAUCAAAAUAUGACAAGGUGGCUAAAGUAGUAGCACCCAAGAAACAAGCCCUUGCCAAGGCUGAAGCAGAUUUUACAGAUGCUAUGGCAGCACUGGAUGUUAAGAAAGCCCAGUUACGUGAAGUCCAGUCUAAACUCGCUCGACUGGAAGCAGUAUUGGACCAGAACAGGAAACGUUAUGCUUUGCUGCAGGCAGAUGUUGAGCUUUGCCAAAUGAAACUGAAGCGGGCAGAGGAGCUGAUUGGAGGUCUUGGAGGGGAGAGGACUCGUUGGUCUGCUAUAGCAAAAGCACUUGGUGAAAAAUACUUCACUCUGACAGGUGAUGUGCUGAUUGGAUCUGGUGUGGUGGCAUACCUGGGGGCCUUCACACUGCAAUUCCGUGAGCAACAGAUAGCCUCCUGGGUAGACCAUCUAAGUGCUCUUCAGGUCAUAUGCUCAAAAAACUUCACACUGACCACAGUGCUGGGAGAAGCUGUUGAGAUUAGACAGUGGAACAUCUACGGGCUCCCAACUGAUUCAUUUUCAGUGGAUAAUGGAAUCAUAAUCAGAAAUGCUCGUCGAUACCCACUGAUGAUUGACCCACAAGGUCAGGCAAACAAGUGGGUUAAGAACAUGGAGAAGUCCAACAACCUGAAUGUGAUCCGUUUUACCAGCCCCGACUAUUCCCGUGUGCUGGAGAAUGGAAUCCAAUUUGGAGUACCUGUGCUGCUGGAAAAUGUUGGAGAGGAGUUGGAUGCCAUGUUAGAACAACUAUUGCAGAAACAGACAUUCAAACAGGGUGGUACUUUGUGCAUCAAGUUAGGUGACUCCACUGUGGAAUACAACUCAAAUUUCAGGCUGUACAUCACGACAAAAUUAUGCAAUCCACACUACCUGCCCGAGGUGGCAGUAAAAGUGACUCUGCUUAACUUCAUGGUAACACCUGCUGGGUUGGAAGACCAGCUGCUGGGCAUUGUGGUUGCUAAGGAGCGACCUGACUUAGAGGCAGAGAAGAGUCAGCUCAUUAUGCAGGGAGCUGAGAAUAAAAGAAUGCUAAAGGAGAUAGAAGACAAGAUCCUGGAAGUUCUGUUCACAUCAGAGGUUAAUAUCUUGGAGGAUGAGACAGCUGUUAAUGUGCUGAGCUCCUCAAAGACACUUGCUAAUGAAAUCCAAGAGAAACAGUCUGCGGCUGAAGAUACAGAGAUAUCUAUUGACAAAGCUCGCCUUGUGUACAGACCUACACCAAAUUAUUCUGUUAUCCUCUUCUUUACCAUUGCUGACAUGGCCAACAUUAACCCCAUGUACCAGUACUCCCUGGUAUGGUUUGUGAACCUUUUCAAGGCUGCAAUUGACAACGCUGAAAAAACUGAAGAUGUUGCAAAACGCCUUGCAGACAUAACCAAGUACUUCACAUAUUCUCUUUAUGUUAACAUCUGCAGGAGUUUAUUUGAGAAGGACAAACUGCUCUUCUCACUGUUACUGACUGUGAACCUCUUGAAGAAUAAGAGUCAGGUAGACAUCCAAGAAUGGAUGUUUUUCUUGACAGGAGGGGUUGGAUUGGACAACCCUUAUGUGAAACCUGUUACAUGGUUGUCACAGAAGAGUUGGGAUGAAUGGUGUCGGCUGGAUGAUCUAAAUAAUUUCAAGAUACUGGUUAAAGUGUGAGUAACAUGAGAUGGUUCAGGAUGGACUUCAACAAAACCUGUAAUUCAGUUGGAGGGUAAUAUUUUACAACAUUCUGCCAUUGAGGGUAUUCGUACCCAUUUGGAGGAGAAUCAGGAUGCAUGGAAGGCAGUUUUUGACAAUGCAGAGCCCCAAACCGCUACAUUCCCUG